AUGGGCAGCAACACUCCACUGGUGCUGUACGGAGGGCCCUUGGGCGCACUGCUGCGUGAGACCGAGGGAUCGAGGUGUGUCUUCCGGCCAGAAGGGUUCUCAGAGGAGGCAGAGGCUGCACCCUGGGUCCUUGACAGCCAGCGGGUUGCUUGCUUUCCACCCGCGAUUCCCGGGCUGCCUGGUGGUCGCAAGGUUGGCGUUACUUUGCGGAUUCACGGCAUGGCUCUACCUUCCGAGGCCACCUUCCUCCUCUUUCCGGAGCGGCGCCUUACGGCGGCUCCGCUUCAAGGUUGCCAGAUGCCAAGCAACGGCUUAGGCGUUGAUGAUCGGAAUGAGAGAGCAUGGAGCGUCUUCCACGCGAAUCAUCAAGGGGCCCAAGUGAAACUGUGGGUGACGCCGACUGCCUACGACCCGCAAGGGGUUCUGAUGACUCUGAACAGCUUCUAUGGACAUGAGAAAGCGGCGGUGCUGCCGGUAAGGUUCAGCACCUACUUUAUUGACCCCACGGAGGGAGCUGCAGAAGCCUGGGGCUUGCUCGUUCGGGGCGCGGCAUCUGUCGAGGUCUCUCCAUCCAUGCUCUUGGCGACGCCAAAAGUCACCUCCGUCUAUCCUCGCAUGGUGCCGUGGUCUAUCUCGCCAUCCGAACUCCUUGCCUUGGCUACACGCAGUGAGGAUCCAAGCUUGCUGAUUGUGGGCCUGGGCUUCGUGAACACAAACUUGCUCCGAUGCCGGCUCGUCGACACGGCUCUGCUGGCAUGUGACAGCCAAAGAAGCGCUCCGGACUGUGAGAUCAAGUUGAAGGAUACUCAGUGGCACCAGCAGGUGCGCUGCGGCCUUCCUCCCUUCGAGCUGCCAGGAAGCUCCAACGUGAAGAUUGAGGUGUCGAAUGAUGGCACCGAGUGGUCCACGGAGAGUUUCGAGGUCUACAUCGUCUCCGCCCUCGAGCUCCGCAAGGGCCAUGCUCGAGGCCAGCGGAAAAGAAGGAGCCUUGUCAAGGCUGACGGGAAUGGAGCCCUUUUCCUGCAUCCCGUUUCAAAAACGAAGGGCUCGGCUUUGACGACCAUACUGGCGAACCAUGAGCUGGGAUGUCAUCGAGUUGCACGGUUCAUAAAGAAGGUUUUCCUUCCGGUUGAUUACCCGUCGUCUGUCACCAAGAACUACGUGCACUUCAUCUGGUUCACUGCCGGUCAGUUGCUCUUUUGCCACAUGUCAAAAGUCAUCGCCACACAGGCCAUGCUCCUAGCUGUGGGUGUGGGCGGUCGUGAGAUGGUUCCGAUGGCAGCAGUCACGGCCUGGGUCUUGAAGGAUGGCAUCGGGCAUCUCUUGGCCAUCCUUGUCGGAACCUUUAUCAACAAGCGCUUCGACUCAGAUCCGAAGCGUUUUCGCUUCCAGGCCAUAGCCUUGGCCAAGACUGCUGACCUCAUCUGUAUCCUUACGCUGCAGUGGCCCAAAUACUUCUUCGCCCUGUCCGCCUUGGGGGGUGCACUGGGGCGACUGAGCAUGAACACCGGCCAGGCCUCGCGCCCGAGGGUCCUCGAGACCUUUGCAAGAGCCAACAAUCUCGGCGACAUCAUGCGAUGUAACACCGCCCAGAUGACUGCCUCAGAGCUUCUGGGGACCGGCUUGGGCGCUUGCCUGGGACGAUUUUUGGGCGCAGAGGUCCACCUCAUGAUAUGUGCCAGUACUAUUCUGGCCUUAGCCUCCUUGGCAUGCUGCUACCAGGCCACGUGCCAGGUCCAGAUGAAGUCGUUGAAUCGGCAGCGGGCCGAGUUGGUGCUGGAGCCAGCAGUGCACCACAUCUGCGCCAGCUUGAGCAUACCGAAUCACAACGGGGCUUCAGGAAGCGAUGGGAUGGAUCCACAGAGUCCAAACAAGAGCCCAGCUGCAAAGGCUGUGCUCGUUCCCUCUGUAGAGGAGAUCAGAGACCGCGAGGCGUUUGUUCGUCCAUACAGGUCAGCAGGUUGUACGCGCUUGGACGUGAACCCCAUGCUUGAAGCCUCCUGCCAGCUCCUCACGCCUCUGGACUCAGCAGCGAGACAUAUCUUGGGCUACUCCAGACGGCGACUGGCUCUAUGGUACCACAUGGAGGCGACAGCUCCAGACGUCCUGAAGGGCUUCCUCCAGUCUCAGCUGCUGCGCAAGUUGGCAGACCAGGAUGGUGGCGAUGGCGAUCUUGCCAAGCUUAGCCUUCUUGCUGCCGACCUCGCCGAGCUGUGGUGGCCAUUGGUUCAUGCAGCACUGCUGGCUGCAGGGUGGCAGACAGAGCUGGUGUUUCUGGAUGCCAAAGAGAAGCGAAUUUGCAUCCAAGACUCUGCACCUUCCCAGGUGAUUUGCUGA
Molecule: messenger RNA, 2337 nt
Organism: Symbiodinium necroappetens
Lineage: Eukaryota; Dinophyceae; Suessiales; Symbiodiniaceae
Source: the annotation of a GenBank genome assembly